UCAAAAGAAUGGUCGAUUGCCUUCUUCCGCGUUUUCUUCACUAUUUUUCAUUUAGGAUUUUAUUCUGCACGGUAUGCAUGCAACUAAGUUGACGUCUAUCAAGCAGUGAUAUAGGCUUGUCCAAUCUUUACAAUGAGAAGGGAAAAGCAGGACAUUACACUUUUCAUUGUACUUUUUAUGUGUCUGAAUGUGUUGAUUUUGUUGCAAAAUAUCACCUGGAAAGAUUUUAUUUGAUGACGCAGCCUUGUUCCUGGAAAUUGACAUUUGCUAAAGUUCGUACUCCGGAUUACCAUGACCAGAAGAUCUACCGUGAGCAAGCCAAUUCAGAUUCAGCUGUCAAUGUGGUUUCGAGUGGGGUAACUUCGUUAAUCUUCAGCCAAAUAUUGGAAGGAAUUAUAAGUUGUCGUUGUAUAUUGAUCGUCAUUAUUUGUAUUAGAGUGCAAUUAUCAUGAAUGGCUCGUUAGCCACCGUGAUGAAUGAAAUGGAUGUCAACCAAACUGAUAUAAAUGACGUUAACUAUGAAGGACGCAUUGUAAUCUCAAUCUAUUUCAUCUUAGUCUCAAUAUUCGGAUUCAUCGGCAAUUUGAUCAUAUUGAUAGUGCUCAUCAAGAUCCCUAAGAUGCGGACUGUACACACCAACAUCUUCAUCGGUAGCCUAGCCGCCAGUGAUCUCACAACUUGCUUGAUGCUGCCGUUCCUAGUGGUGGGUCUCGUCUCCAAGACGGGUUGGCCGCUGUCCGAUUGGAUUUGCAUCGCAACCUCCAUUCUCCGAUUCACCUGCCAGGGUAGUAGCGUGUGGAGCCUUGGCGCCAUCGCUAUCAACCGCCUUGUCCUCGUGACGAUGUCGACACGCAUUUACCGGUAUCUCUAUCAGCCCUCAACCAUUGUCAUCAACAUCGCAUUCGUGUGGUUGUUCCCAUUAAUGUGCGUAGUCAUACCUCACCUUACUGGCGACAUCGUCAUUGGAUUCGAUUCCGGUCCAAACAUCUGUAGCGAUACGGAUUUCGACCAGGAUGGCAAUCCAUCAAACACGUUUCUGUGGAUUCAAGGGCUAGUCCUAUCCUGUCUACCUAUCUGCAUAGUCUUCACAUGCUACGUGCGGAUUUACAUCUUCAUCCGAUUGCACAUUCGUCGUCAGAAAAAAAGCAAUCCGAGUACGGUGACCUUGAAGAGCGUGACGAGACUGACAACGCCAGAGCCAAGCUCGUCGACAUCAGACCAGAAGACAGAGAAUAACUCGAGUACCAUGAAUAACCGGCCCCCCAAACCGCAGGCUGGAGGUCUAAAAUCCAGGCUGAAAUCAAUGACCCUUCGGCGCAAUCUCAGCCAACUAGAAUCUCGCAUCACCAAGAACUGUUUCUACGUAUUCCUCGGGUUCCUACUCUGCGUCAUCCCCUACGGCAUCUUCAUCCUUGCAGACAUCGGGGUUGAGGGCGCCCCACUUGCUCUCGUCUUUCUAGUCUUCAAUACCUGCCUCAACCCUAUCAUCUACGGAACCAAACACCCUCAUUUUAAAGCUGCAAUUUGGAACAUUCUCACUGCAAGGUUUAGUAGGGAUUCGAACAUCCCUGGAACAAGUGGGACCAAACAAAAUGAGAACAAUGUUUUCGGUAGUAGGUCCCAGGCCGAUACUAAUAGAAUCAAUCAUUCACAGGACUUAAUGCAGUCAGCAGACUCAGCACUGUAGAGUGUAAAGUCACCUCUCAUUUUCCGUCGAUCCAGGGAUGGAGCUCCUAGCUUGCCUUGUAGAAUUUCGAAUGACAUCCCUGGUUCCGAUUUAAGAUUGUCGGCAAAGAUCGACUUUUAGAACCUCGUAUAGAAAAUCGCCAAAUCUCAAUUUGAGAAUUUAAGUGUCUAGCGAAAACAACCAAAACCCGCUGUACACCAAGCGUUAGUUUUGAGUUUAGGUAGUGGCGAAAGAUAAGUAUCAAAGCGUACGAUGUUUUUAAUCAUACAAUAUUAUCUAUCAAAACUAAAAUUGACUUAUAUCUGUCUUUGAAAUAUAUAAAUUAAAGAAAAUAUAGAAUGAUGAAUGAGUAAUGAACCUAGAAAUAGUAAAGAUGAUUGGAUAUGCUGUCCAAUGUGUUCACAUCCGCGUUAGUUCUUUUCCUGUGUGUGUGUGUAAUUGGGUUUUUACAGACGUGUAUCAAUCAGAUAUGAUUAUUUACGUCUGGGGACC
Messenger RNA from Strongylocentrotus purpuratus (purple sea urchin), 2179 nucleotides. Its product is annotated as G-protein coupled receptor moody. The coding region runs from base 449 to 1687 and encodes 412 amino acids. Gene Ontology annotation, molecular function: G protein-coupled receptor activity. The transcript has 2 exons. Lineage: Eukaryota; Metazoa; Echinodermata; Echinoidea; Camarodonta; Strongylocentrotidae. Gene Ontology annotation, biological process: G protein-coupled receptor signaling pathway. The record is from RefSeq and is a predicted model, not a curated record. Gene Ontology annotation, cellular component: membrane.